UCCCUGGAAGUGCUCCAGGCCAGGUUGAAUAAGGCUUUGACCAAAUAGAACGAGUGGGAGAUGUCCCUGCCCAUGGCAGGGGUUUGUGCCAGGUGAUCUCUUCCUACCCAAACCAUUCGGUGGGUUUGCAGUUGUAAUAAAUAACAAAACACUACAGAGAAGCACACGGUGUAAAUGAAGCAGAGUUCUGCAAACAGUACCUAUGUGAAUUAAAUUCAUUAGAUCAAUCUGGGUGAACUGAGAGGUUGAAAUGAUGGCUCUAGGUCUGGAAUUCAAAAACCAUCAAUUCAGGAUAGGUUGCAUUUGUGUUCCUAACAUUUUGGGAACGCCAGUUUUCGAUUGUAGUGCCAGCAGCAUCUUCAGAUCUUGCUGCCAACCAGAGACUAACUUUCAGUGGUUUUUUAAGCAUUCCUUUGCCUCAUGUAGAACAGUAGCUUCCUGCUGCUGGGAAUGUCCAUCCUGCUGGGAAGAUGGUGAUGUGAAUUCCCUCCUGCAGGACUGAGGUGACCACAGGUUACUAUUCCAGGCUGGUCCAGGAGCUGCUGCUGAAGCAUUGCCCAGGAGUUGGGGGAUCAGCAGGGUGUCCUGCUGCACAGGAGAACUUUGUGCUGCUUGGAAAUACCAGAACUGGAGUUUAGGUUUCAGGAUAAGGGAUCUGUGCAAGUAAAAGCAUCUCAGUCUGUUGACAGCAUUUGCUUUUGGGAGUAAAGCUGCCAUUUUUACUCGGAAGUGAAAGCAUCAGCAUGUUGUGACUCCUCAUGGGUUGGCUUCUCAGACUGGCUCAGACGUGCCCAGAGUCAGUUUGGGUUGCCAGCCCAGACCUGGCUGCCAGGCUGAGCCGUGCUGGCUCAUCUUCAGGAUGCUUAGCUCAGCUCCCCAGGCAGGCGUCUACUGCUCUGCAGUGCUCUGGGGAAGGAAAUGCUGGAGCAGACUCGAGGCAGGUCUGUCUGCACAUGGUUUAGACCUACUGUUAACUCGAUUUGUGCCUUAACUUUCCUGAGAACUUGGCAGCUAAACCAUUUGUGAAUUAACUUCUUUAUUCUUGCAUAAUUGUACACAACAUACUGUGGAAAAACAAAGUAAAUGACUUUCAGCUUUAAAAUUAAAUGUCUAUACUUGUAUGAAAGAAUUAUUUUUAUUCUAAAUAAGCCAUAAAGUUUGACAGCUUGCUAGAAAUCAAAGCAGAAUUUUGGCAUUUUGGUUUUUAAACUGGUACACUUUAUAAGUUUUAAGAUUGUAGAUUUAGUAAUUACAUAGCAUCAACAGAAAGGCCUAACAAUAUUCCCUGUUUUGUAAACUGUUACUGUUGAAGGAAGUGUAAUAAGAACACAGGUUUCUGAUCCUGGCCUCUCUCUCCACCUCCUUCUGCACCUUGCCCUCAGUCUCUUAAGGCUGAGUUGUCUUUUUAAAAAAAUAAUUUUCAGCUCUUGCUACAGAAGACCACUUGCCCACAGGUUCUUUGUGUGGGUGGGUUCCUGCAUUGGUAAUGAUCCAUUGGGUCUCAUCACAUGUCCUUUAGUACAAACUCAGCUGUGGGGUGUGAGCCUCUGUGAGCAAUGGCUCCCAGUAGAGCCCUUUGGAGUUUGCUGAGGUUUGAGAGAGGACUGGGGGCAAUCAGUGAGCCCCUGAAGCCAAAGCCGUUCCCAGUGUACUUUGAUAUCCCCCUGGAUAAGGCAAGAGCUGCUGCCCUGGGCCUGUAUCUCUUGAGGUUCUGUUGCUAGCUGAUUGUUCUGCAUCUCUCUCCUCUUGGACAGGAAAAUGCCCAAGAAAGGAGGGAAGAUUGCUGACGUGGCAAAGGAAUCACAGGCACAGUGUAAACGGCCCAAAUUGGACACAGCUGGUUCUCCUUCAGUCCUGAGUUUUGAGAGCCCAGACAGCCUCUUCAGGAGCCUGAUCUCUCCCAUCAAAGAAGAGGUGUUUUUCAGGGAGUACUGGGAGCAAAAGCCACUGCUUGUUCAAAGAAGUGAUGUCCUGGUGGCAGCUUACUACCAGUCCCUGUUCCAGCUGGCACACCUGAAGGAGCUGUGCGGCCAGGGCCUGUGCUAUGGGCGAGAUGUGAAUGUCUGCAGGUGUGUGAAUGGGAAAAAAAAGAUUCUAAAUAAAGAAGGUAGAGUCAAUUACAUGCAGCUGAAGAAGGAUUUUGACCAGAAAAAGGCAACAAUACAGUUUCAUCAGCCUCAGAGAUUUAAGGAGGAGCUGUGGAAGAUUCAGGAGAAGCUGGAGUGUUACUUUGGGUCUCUGGUGGGGUCCAAUGUUUACAUCACUCCCCAGGGGUCUCAGGGCCUUCCCCCUCACUACGAUGAUGUCGAGGUGUUCAUCCUUCAGCUGGAAGGAGAGAAGCACUGGCGGCUCUACAAACCAACGGUGCCUUUGGCUCGUGAGUACAACGUUGAGCCAGAAGACAGGAUUGGGAGUCCCACACAUGAAUUCAUAUUAAAGCCAGGUGACUUAUUGUACUUCCCAAGAGGGACUAUUCACCAGGCUGACACUCCUCAGGGGAUCUCCCAUUCAACACAUGUGACCAUCAGCACCUACCAAAACAACUCUUGGGGAGAUUUCUUACUGGAUGCAAUUCCUGGCCUGGUGUUUGAUACAGCAAAGGAGGACAUGGCACUGAGGACAAGCAUUCCAAGGCAACUGCUCAUGCAGGUGGACACAGCUGACUGCACCAAAAAGCUGAGCAGCCUUCUGAGAAGGCUUGCAGACAGUCUGGAGAACUCCAGGGAACUGAGAUCAUCCGACAUGAAGAAGGAUUUCAUUCUGCACCGGUUGCCGCCAUGCUUGGGAUGUGACUCUGAUCCUUUGACUCCAGGUGGGAAAUUGCCAAAAAUAGAUAGCAAAAUCAGACUGCAGUUUAGAGACCAUGCUAUCAUCACUGUGGAACCAGAUCAAGAGAAUGCUGAUGAAGUUCGCAGGGAGAUGGUUUAUGUGUAUCAUUGCUUAAAGAACAGGAGAGAAACUCACAUGAUGGGGACAGAGGAUGACGCUGCCAGUGAGGAUGGCCUGACACAGACUCAUGGGCUGCGGUUCCCUUUGUCAUACUUGGAUGCACUGAAGCAGAUCUGGAGUAGCAGCACUGUUAAUGUUAAAGAGCUUAACCUUACCUCAGAUGAGGAGAAAGAAAACCUUGCCUUGUCACUCUGGACUGAAUGUCUGAUUGAAGUUCUUUGAUGCUUUUGUGAAUUAGCUGCUCCUGGCUAUUCAGCAUCUCUUGAGAGCAAGGGUUAUUAAAUCAGUUUUUAUAAAUCCA
Sturnus vulgaris (Common starling) is the source of this 3250-nucleotide messenger RNA. The record is from RefSeq and is a predicted model, not a curated record. Lineage: Eukaryota; Metazoa; Chordata; Aves; Passeriformes; Sturnidae.